UCGAGGGAAGCCGGAUUUGAGAAAUAAAUGAGAAUUGGACAUGUUAUUAGUUUCGGACAAACAGCACGCAAAUAAGCACACCGCGGUGGUGAACGACAACAAACCGGGGCGUAAAACGCCAAACUUGGGAAUGCCAUCUGUCAGUCUGACAAUCGGCGUGCAGCCGUUUGUUUACGUCGGGCGGAAAAUAAUUCACUUUCCACGAGCUUGCGAAACGAUGGAGAGCAUGAAGGAAAAUACGCACAGAGUGUUAGAACUUUUCAGUGGCAUCGGUGGAAUGCGAAUGGCAUUGGAGCAGACCGGCAAAGCAUUCACCAUUGAAUGUGCGAUCGACGUGAAUCCGAUAGCGAACGCAGUUUACAGACAUAAUUUCGGUGAUAAAGUUGUCCGCAACGGAAACAUAUUGAGCCUGAGUGCAGAGAAAAUUUCCAAGCUAAAUGUUAACACAAUCCUUAUGUCGCCACCAUGCCAACCUUUCACGAGAAAUGGGAAAUUCAACGACAUUAACGAUAGACGUACCGAUCCUUUUAAGCACAUUUGCGAUCUGCUCGACAAGAUACCGUUGGUCAACUUUAUUCUGAUGGAAAAUGUGAAGGGGUUUGAAAAAUCUCAAGCUUGCCAAAUGUACAAAACCCGUUUGGAAGAGGCUGGGUUUCACUAUCAGGAAUAUAUUUUGUCACCCCAUCAAUUGGGUGUGCCAAACACCAGGCACCGCUACUAUUGUGUCGCAAAACGUAAAGGAACUGAUUUUAAAUGGAACAAUGAAGCAAUCAUCGUCCAACAGCUGGAUACUCAGAGUGAUUCUCAAACUAAUAUUGGAGCAAUUGUAGAACAACACUUAGAAGACCCGGAACUGUAUGCGCUGAAAAGUGCAGCGUUAUUAAAGCAUCUUCCACUGAUGGAUGUUUGCACACCGAAGUCAACCAAUUCUAUGUGCUUUACGAAAGCAUACACGCACUACGCAGAAGGUACCGGUUCUGUAUUUUGUCCCCUGCCGAAGCACGAAUUUGACAAAAUUUAUUCCAGUGCAAUGAGUGUUGAUGAUAACGAUCGGAAGUUGGCUUUGUUGCAGGAACUACGUGUACGAUAUUUUACCCCAAAAGAAGUUGCUCGACUGAUGAGCUUUCCGGAACAGUUUAAUUUCCCCGCUGAUGUUACCAAUAAGCAACGAUAUCGAACGCUGGGCAAUAGUAUUAACGUGUUUGUCGUCGGUGUAUUGCUGCAAGAAUUGUAACAAAACAACAACAAAAUCCACAUAUUGAGGUGGUUUCGCCCGAGAGCCACAGUCGGUGUAUAUAUUCCAAUGAAGAUAUAUUAAACA
Molecule: messenger RNA, 1321 nt
Organism: Anopheles moucheti
Lineage: Eukaryota; Metazoa; Arthropoda; Insecta; Diptera; Culicidae
Gene: Mt2
Product: tRNA (cytosine(38)-C(5))-methyltransferase
Exons: 2
Coding region: 41-1234 (397 amino acids)
Molecular function (GO): methyltransferase activity
Source: RefSeq, a predicted model, not a curated record